Molecule: messenger RNA, 513 nt
Organism: Arabis nemorensis
Lineage: Eukaryota; Viridiplantae; Streptophyta; Magnoliopsida; Brassicales; Brassicaceae
Source: the annotation of a GenBank genome assembly
AUGUUAAGAUUCCUCCCACGCUUAUGGGGCAUGGAUAACUCUGUUGUUGGGCGAAUCGUUCCACACAGUAGAGCACAAUUCUUAUUCCCCUCUCGUGAAGCGAUGGAUCUAGUCAUUCGCCGAGGACCAUGGAGUUUCAAUGAAUGGAUGAUUAGAGACAUUCCUCUCCGAUUCAAUACUUAUUCUGUUGUGGAUUACAUUGCAAGCACUUUGGGCGAUGUUGCUAAAACAGAUUUCAAUCUCGAUGCGGCUGCCAAUAGGGAGUAUGUACGGGUCUGUGUAAACUGGCCUCUUGCACAACCAUUGAUCUUCCAUCUACGAUUCCGCUUUGGUGGUCAAUCUGGUGUUCCAAUCACUUUCCGUUAUGAAAAGCUCCGCAACUACUGCUUCCGUUGCCGGUCUUUGUGUCAUGAUGUUGAUGAAUGUGAGGAACCAGAACAAGAGUAUCAAAUGCAUCCCCCGGGUGAUGACAUGACCAAUGAAGACCCAAUUCAAAAAAUGGUCGUUGCUUAA